This is a messenger RNA of Antrostomus carolinensis (chuck-will's-widow), 779 nucleotides long. Its product is annotated as thyroid hormone receptor beta-like. The record is from RefSeq and is a predicted model, not a curated record. Gene Ontology annotation, biological process: retinoic acid receptor signaling pathway; thyroid hormone receptor signaling pathway; cell differentiation. NCBI's taxonomy places the organism in Eukaryota, Metazoa, Chordata, Aves, Caprimulgiformes, Caprimulgidae. The transcript has 2 exons. Gene Ontology annotation, molecular function: RNA polymerase II cis-regulatory region sequence-specific DNA binding; nuclear receptor activity. Gene Ontology annotation, cellular component: RNA polymerase II transcription regulator complex. Bases 51 to 509 code for a protein of 152 amino acids.
UUCUGCAGCUGCCAUGUGAAGACCAGAUCAUCCUUCUGAAAGGCUGCUGUAUGGAGAUAAUGUCCCUCCGAGCAGCAGUUCGCUAUGACCCCGAGAGUGAGACUUUAACACUAAAUGGGGAGAUGGCAGUGACAAGGGGCCAGCUGAAAAAUGGGGGUCUUGGCGUAGUGUCUGAUGCCAUUUUUGACCUGGGCAUGUCUCUCUCUUCAUUUAACCUGGAUGACACCGAGGUUGCCCUUCUUCAGGCUGUUCUGCUUAUGUCAUCAGAUCGCCCAGGCCUUGUUUGCGUUGAGAGGAUAGAAAAGUGUCAAGAGGGUUUCCUCCUGGCAUUCGAACACUACAUUAAUUACAGAAAACACCAUGUUGCGCACUUUUGGCCAAAACUGCUGAUGAAAGUGACAGACCUGCGAAUGAUCGGAGCCUGCCAUGCCAGCCGCUUCCUGCACAUGAAGGUGGAGUGCCCCACAGAACUCUUCCCGCCCUUGUUCCUGGAAGUGUUUGAGGAUUAGAGACUGGAGCGGUUCUCCACACCCCCCCGUCGCACUACUGGCUGUCGUUUCAUCCCGUUGCCCGGCUCUUCUCACCUCUGUUCUUCUUCUUUCAUUCUCUUCUGUUUCUCCAGGCGGGGUUGGGGUUUUGUUUGGGUUUUCAUUUGGGGUUGCUAAGGGGCAGUUGUAUACACAUGGAUGAAAACACCCCUUUAAUGCGGGUACUUGUGACUAUUGCAAUUUGUUCUUCAGUCCUUUGAUGUGAAUGCUUUGACAGCUUAUCAGUGAAAA